This is a messenger RNA of Labeo rohita (rohu), 1548 nucleotides long. RefSeq names its product cilia- and flagella-associated protein 157 (gene ccdc110). The transcript is spliced from 3 exons. The coding region runs from base 192 to 1082 and encodes 296 amino acids. NCBI's taxonomy places the organism in Eukaryota, Metazoa, Chordata, Actinopteri, Cypriniformes, Cyprinidae. The record is from RefSeq and is a predicted model, not a curated record.
UACCAUAGAUACACCAAAAUUAAUGUAGGCCUAAAUGUGAAUCGAAGCAAGAAGUGUACGCGAUUUAUGAGUAGGAAUCAGACACGAAAGGAAAGGAGUUGCUUGUAUAACUGCUUUCAUUGAACAGGGUGAAGGAGAAAGCAAAUAGCUCUACAUAGACCUGCUAAAGGACACACAAAGCCACAGACAUCAUGGAGAAGUCUAGAUUUUCAGAUGGUAGUUUACCAUGUGGGUUAAACUCUAACCCUACCAUGCAAACAAAAGCAGGAGGAGACCAUGUUGUGGACAGCAAGUCUCAAGCAACCACAAACCUUCUAGACAUUGUGCGUCUUAAGGAAGAUAGCUUGAAUAAGAAAGAAAAUAAAGCAGUGAAAGAAGAAGCCAUCCGUAAGUGUCCAUUUGAAGCUUACUUAGAAAAAUGCACACGAUUAGAAAAGGAAAACCUAGAAGUUAAGAAGAAGCUUAAAAAGAUGGAGGCGUAUUCCAGAGAAUGCACAGCAGAGCUGCAGAAAUUUGUUAAGAGAUUUAAAGAGUUCAAAAACAUCAACAAAGACCUGGAUACGAAGAACAAACAGCUUCUCAUUAAAAACCAGCAAAUGAGGCAAAGAAUUACAGAAGUCCUAAAACUGGACAGACCUCAGUCUGAAGAUCUGGAGAGAGUCUCAAACUGUGAAGACCAGGACAAGCAGCAACUAAGAGAGAACUUAACAGAACCAGUGAGGAAAUCUAAUGGAAUGAAACAGGAUUCAGAAAUACCUGAAGAGAGGAAGAUCCUAACUCUACAACAGGAAAACCAGACUCUAAGAGAGAGACUCGACCACAGCAGUCAGGCCUUAAAAGAUGCUCAAAGUAAAGCAGAGAGAGUUCAAGAGGAGCUGGAUGAACUUGAGUGUUGCCUGCUUACCGUACAGACUGAACGGAAUAUACUGCGGCAGGAAAUAAAGAGACUUCAUAAGGAAUAUAUCAGCCUGACUAACAUCAUCUCAAUGCAGCUAAAAGAAAACAACACAGCUGCUGGUCUCAGGGGGCUUCUGGGAAAACCCAGGAGAAGACACAACAUAGCAGAUAAAGGUUCAAUUUGAAGACAUAGAACCAUGAAGAAUGAGGAAAUACAAAGCCAUGGAAAAAAAAAUAUCAGGGAAUGUUACUGAAGCAGGGAAUUUAUAUAUAUGUUAACUUGAAAUAAUAGCCACCAGUAUAAGAAUAAGAGUUAAGAGGCUGUUUUUUUGUUGUUGUUUUAAAUUGUAUUAAAUUAUUUUUAAAAUUUGUGUCAUUAUUAUUCCUUCUAAAAAUUAAUCUGGUGAAAGUUAAUUAUAAUAAUCUGUCAUUAAAUAUUAAAUGUUAUUGUCAUAGUUUGUUUUUGCCAUUUUCUCUCUCUCUCCCACAACUAUUGUUUCUUUUUACCGUUAAAAUCUAAAAAAAUAAAAUAAAAUAAACAUUUUUAAGCUAAAUUAAUUGUUCUGGAAAAAAAUCUACUUACAUUUAAUUACUAAAAUAGCAAAGUAAUACAGUCUGCCACAGUGGGUUAUAUUGUUGUCAUUGUCUUGU